AUGGCUGAGUCGGCAGGACCCAAGGAGUCGAUUGAGGGCGGCAAGGCCUGGUACAAUUGCGAUCCGCCCAUGAUCUUGGGUGAAGCUCCUAUCUACAGGGCAAGUGACUCAACGCUGCAUUGGGUCGACUGUCUAGCAGACCCUGCUGAACUGCACAUCCUCAAGGUCGACCCAGAUACCGGCGAUGCCAUCGGCAAAGCUCGUAUACUGCAACUUGAGGACAGUGUGACCGUGGCCUUCUUCCGUCGGAACAAGCCAGGCUACAUCUGCGCAUACUAUCAAGGCGUGGCUUUCAUGGACGAGGAGACUGGCAAAUUGGAAGUGUUGAAGGAAAUCAUUCCGACCAAGGACAGAGAGCUGUUCCGCUUCAAUGACGGAGGAGUUGAUGCUAAGGGUCGUUUCUGGCUCGCCGAAAUUGACCGAAAAGCGUUUGCUUAUCCUGCGAAUCAGUUGCCGGCGAGUUACGGAGAGCCAAAGGGGCGACUCUGGCGAUAUGAUCCAGACGGGAGUCUGCAUGAGAUGGAAAGUGGUAUCAUUUGUGGCAACGGCUUGGCAUGGUCGCCAGAUAACAAGACCAUGUACUUCAACGAUAGUGUCGCUAUGAAGGUGUUUGCAUACGAUUUUGACCUGGAAUCCGGAAGCAUAUCCAACAGACGCCUAUUCAUCGAUCGACGGAGUACCUACGGCGAGCCUGAUGGUAUGGUCGUUGACACCGAGGGGAAUUUGUGGAUCGCAGUCUUUGCAAGUCAUCGUGUCAUGGUCUUUAGCCCAUCAGGUGAGCACCUCAAGGAUGUCGUAUUCUCCGCCAAAAACAUGGCGUGCACGACCUGGGGCGGACGCAACCACGACAUUAUCUUCGUUGCAACCGGGAAAGACCGUAGUAAAGGAGCGAAAGCGGACGAUGAAGGUGGCCACAUGUUCCGGUACAAGCCGUCAGAUGGCGCUAAGGGCUAUGCCAAAUUCGAAUUUGAUGGUUGA
Messenger RNA from Cyphellophora attinorum, 978 nucleotides. RefSeq names its product Regucalcin. The record is from RefSeq and is a predicted model, not a curated record. Gene Ontology annotation, biological process: L-ascorbic acid biosynthetic process. Gene Ontology annotation, molecular function: calcium ion binding; gluconolactonase activity. The transcript has 5 exons. Bases 1 to 978 code for a protein of 325 amino acids. Lineage: Eukaryota; Fungi; Ascomycota; Eurotiomycetes; Chaetothyriales; Cyphellophoraceae.